UCUCAAUUGAGCUCACAGCAAAGAAGUUUUAAUGUGAUUGUCAUACCGUUAAGAUGCGUUCAUUGCUUAUUUUGUUAAUAUUUCUCACAGUGGCAUCAGCUAAGGUUUACGAUGUCUAUAGAAACAUACAAAAAGAAUUUGGAUAUUUAGAACAAUCAGAAAGACGAAGUGAACUUCAAAGAUUAUUAAAUGACAUACAGGAAGAUUUAGAUUAUGGAGUAAUAGAAGAUGCCUGGAGAGCAGACAAACCUCCAACAUACAAAGGAUGUGAUCCAAUGAUUCAUGGAAUUGAGCCUGUUAAAUGUCCAGAGAAAUUUUUCUUUGAAGAGUGACUGA
Molecule: messenger RNA, 336 nt
Organism: Chironomus riparius
Lineage: Eukaryota; Metazoa; Arthropoda; Insecta; Diptera; Chironomidae
Source: the annotation of a GenBank genome assembly